GCGGCAGAGACGCGGCCAAGCCGCUACCGGAGUGUGGUCGCCUGUUAGCGGGCUUAGUGCCCACGCCUGUGUCCUAGCCCUCACUGCAGCCAGUUGAGCCCGCUUCGGUGUCCGCUCGAGUUAAUGAUCAACAGUGACAAGACUCCAAGGCUGGCUCUUGUCUACAGCCAGGAGCUAAUGGCAGGGGACAGAAGCAAGCAUUGUGAGCUGGAUCAAGAAAAAUAUGAUGCUCAUGACAACGUGAAGAUCAUCUGUCUGGGAGACAGCGCGGUGGGCAAGUCCAAACUCAUGGAGAGGUUUCUCAUGGAUGGAUUUCAGCCACAGCAACUGUCCACAUACGCUCUGACUCUGUAUAAACACACGGCCACAGUAGACGGCAAGACCAUCCUUGUGGACUUCUGGGAUACGGCAGGCCAGGAGCGGUUCCAGAGCAUGCAUGCCUCCUACUACCACAAGGCUCACGCCUGCAUCAUGGUAUUUGAUGUCCAGAGGAAAAUCACCUAUAAGAACCUGGGUACCUGGUAUGCAGAGCUUCGGGAGUUCAGGCCGGAGAUCCCAUGCAUCCUGGUGGCCAAUAAAAUUGAUGACAUACAGAUGACUCAAAAGAACUUCAGUUUCGCCAAGAAGUUUUCCCUGCCCCUGUACUUCGUCUCAGCUGCCGAUGGUACCAAUGUGGUGAAGCUCUUCAAUGACGCAAUUCGAUUAGCUGUGGCUUAUAAGGAAAGCUCCCAGGACUUCAUGGAUGAGGUUUUACAGGAGCUUGAGAACUUCAAGUUGGAGCAGAAAGAGGAGGAUACACCAGACCAAGAGCACAGUGGCAUGGUCAAGAGCCCGUCUUCUUAAUCAAGAGGACACCCACACGUGGCUGAGUAGGGGUAUCAGGGAGCCAUUUGGAAUGCCCAACAUCUCUCCUCAACUUCCUGCAAACCCACUGUUUUGUGGUCCAUGAUGAGGUCAACACAAACACACUAGACAGGCAUGAUAUCCCACCAACUUCCUACAGCAGGAUGAGGGAUCCAUGUCUUUCGAAUCUCCCCACCCCACCAGCAGCCUGGCAGUGUAGAAUCAGUGAACAUGCUCAUGUUUUCUUACCAGACAUGCAAUGUUUGUUGUCUUUCAUCCCAAACUGACCUCAGGGAUUCUCCUUGCUGCUGACAGGACUGCUGGCCCCUAACUACGCUGUGUCCUGCAGAAUCUGUGACCUCUGUCCCUUUGCCCUCUGAGUCUCCCAGCCAACUUUUUCAACAAUAUUUUGGACAGACGACUGUUGAUUCCAGAUUUUUUUAGUGCUGUUUCAGGAGCUGUUCUAGGUCGGGUUGAGAGCACAGGAACAGGACUCUGUUGCAGUCACGUGAAAACACGCCAAGUCUAGCCAUAUCUGGUCAUAUCCGCACAUUACUGUUGCCCACCACGUGAACAACAGCUUCUUUUGAAGCCUCCAUCUCAGGGUAGAAAGUGUUCCUCCACCUGUCUAGCAUCUUCUGUGGGUGGCAGGAAAUGGCCUGGGAAGAGCUGCCCUGCCUCCUGCAGCUUGCUGGCCUGCACUUAGGAUUGUCUUCAGCAUCAUUUCCAUUGUCUUUAUUAUUUUGUUUGUAUUGUUUCCUUUUGUACAAUAAAGAUUAAAUUUCAUAAACA
Peromyscus maniculatus bairdii (prairie deer mouse) is the source of this 1635-nucleotide messenger RNA. The record is from RefSeq and is a predicted model, not a curated record. NCBI's taxonomy places the organism in Eukaryota, Metazoa, Chordata, Mammalia, Rodentia, Cricetidae.